AUGGCUCGUGGACCAAAACACCAUUUGAAACGCCUUGCUGCACCAAGACAUUGGAUGCUUGAUAAACUUGGAGGAGUUUUUGCUCCACGUCCAGUUGCAGGACCUCACAAACUUCGUGAAUCUCUUCCUCUUAUCCUUUUCCUUCGUAACCGUUUAAAGUAUGCUCUUACAUACAGAGACGCCCAAGCUAUUUGCAAGGAACGUUCCGUUAAAGUUGACGGUAAAGUCCGUACUGAUAUGAGAUAUCCAGCUGGAUUCAUGGAUGUUAUUUCUCUUGACAAGACAAAUGAAGUUUUCAGACUUCUUUAUGACGUUAAAGGAAGAUACACAACUCACAGAAUUACCAAACAAGAAGGAAGCAUUAAACUUUGUAAAGUUAAGAAGGUCUACACUGGACAAAAAGGUGUUCCAUGUUUAACAACUCAUGAUGGAAGAACUAUCCGUUAUCCAGACCCACAUGUCAAGAAUGAGGAUACAGUUGUCAUUGAUAUUGAAUCAGGAAAAAUUACUGAUUUCGUCAAAUUCGAUGCCGGAAACCUUUGUAUGAUCACCGGAGGACGUAACACAGGAAGAGUAGGAAUUAUUGGACACAGAGAAAAACAUCCAGGAUCUUUUGAUAUUGUUCACGUUAAAGAUGCUGCUGGACAUUCCUUUGCCACACGUGCCAACAACGUUUUCGUUAUCGGAAAAGGAGCUACUCCAUUAAUCUCUCUUCCAGUUGGAAAGGGUAUUAAACUUACAAUUGCUGAGGAGCGUGAUGCUCGUCUUGCUGCUAAAAAGAAGCAAUAA
Strongyloides ratti is the source of this 789-nucleotide messenger RNA. RefSeq names its product 40S ribosomal protein S4. Gene Ontology annotation, molecular function: RNA binding; structural constituent of ribosome. Gene Ontology annotation, cellular component: ribosome; cytosolic small ribosomal subunit. NCBI's taxonomy places the organism in Eukaryota, Metazoa, Nematoda, Chromadorea, Rhabditida, Strongyloididae. The record is from RefSeq and is a predicted model, not a curated record. The transcript is spliced from 2 exons. Gene Ontology annotation, biological process: translation. Bases 1 to 789 code for a protein of 262 amino acids.